Molecule: messenger RNA, 2297 nt
Organism: Rhodofomes roseus
Lineage: Eukaryota; Fungi; Basidiomycota; Agaricomycetes; Polyporales; Fomitopsidaceae
Product: FAD/NAD-P-binding domain-containing protein
Exons: 13
Coding region: 120-2087 (655 amino acids)
Molecular function (GO): monooxygenase activity; flavin adenine dinucleotide binding
Source: RefSeq, a predicted model, not a curated record
GGGCCUGCGUACGCGGGUGGUUCUUUGCCUUCGCAUAGGAUGCCUAUCUCUGUGUCGGGUGUGCUGGUCGUAUAUAGAGUCCCGCUUUUGCGGGCUUUAUUCUGAACCCCCUCUCCGCCAUGGCUACCGUCUUCGACAAAGUCUCGGACGUCCUGUCUUCCGCUCUCAACUCUCAGAAAGACGUCCCCGCGGGCGUCGCUGACGUUAAGCCCUCGCUACCUGCUACCAAUGGCCUGACUGCGCCGCUCGUCUCCGCCCUCGACUCGCAGAAGGGCGUGCCCGACGGUACCGACACGCUCAAGCCUACGCUGCCCACUCUCGACCGCCUCGGUGCCUCGCUCCAAGCCGAUAUCGACGCCCAGAAAGUCGCCUCCGAGUGGUUCACGAAGUUCGCAUCCGCCGUCGCCGCGAAGGACACGACCAAGAUUGUCGACCUCUUCCUGGAGGACGGCUGGUGGCGCGACCACCUCGCCCUCACCUGGGAGUUCCGCACCUUCCAUGGCGUCUCGAAGAUCAAGAAGCUCCUCGACGACCAGCUCGCGUCCUUCGACUUCUCGAACGUCAAGCUGCGCGACGGCGCGCAGUUGAAGCAGCCGUACACCGACCUCGCGUGGGUCCAGUUGCUCUUCGACUUCCAGACGAACGUCGGCGUUGGGAGCGGCGUGGUGCGGCUGGUCCCCACGGCGAGCGGCGAGUGGAAGGUAUUCACGCUGUACACGACACUGGAGGACCUCAAGGGCUUCCCCGAGAAGAUCGGACCCAACCGUGAUUGGCUGCCGAACCACGGGAAGUGGCUCAACCAGCGCGAGGAGGAGCGCUCCUUCUCGAAGGGUGACCCGGACGUCAUCAUCAUCGGUGGCGGCCAGAGUGGUCUGGAGUCCGCCGCUCGCUUGAAGAUGCUCGGCGUUCCCGCGCUCGUCCUCGAGAAGCAGAACCGGAUCGGCGAUCAGUGGAGGUACCGCUACGAGGCUCUUUGCCUCCAUGACCCCAUCUAUUAUGAUCACAUGCCGUACCUGCCCUUCCCGCCUACAUGGCCAGUAUACACACCGGCACAGAAGCUGGCUGGCUGGCUCGAGUACUACGCUGAAGCAAUGGAGCUGAACGUCUGGACCAACACCGAGGCUGAGAGCGUCAAGCUGCUCGACGACGGCAAGUACGAGGUCGUGGUGAGGAAAAGCGAUGGCUCGAAGCGCACGUUUACCGUCAACCACAUCAUCCUGGCCGUCGGCUUCGGCGGCGGAGUUCCCAAGGUGCCCACGUUCCCCGGACAGGAGGAGUUCCAAGGACAGCUCUUGCACUCGACAUCACACAAGUCCGCAAGAGAUUAUCGCGGAAAGAAGGUCGUGAUCAUCGGUGCUUGUACAUCAGCGCACGACAUCGCAGCCGACUGCGUCGACCAUGGAGUCGAGGUGACUUUGUACCAAAGGAGCGAGACAUACAUUAUGUCGACGAAGAACGGCAUGCCGCGUAUCAUGCAGGACGUCUUCUGGGAAAACACCGGACCAGUGGAGCCCAACGACCGCAUUCAUACCUCAAUGCCGACCUUCAUGAUGAAGGAGAUCCACAAGCGGCUCACGAAGGACAUCGCAGAAGCAGACAAGGAAAUCCUGGAUGGUCUGCAGAAGGCCGGCUUCAAGCUAGGCUGGGGGAGCGACGGCGCUGGUUUCCUCUACAAUGCGAUGACUCGUGGCGGAGGAUACUACUUGGAUGUCGGCACUUGCCAGAAGAUCGUCGACGGCCAGAUCAAACUCAAGAACGACAGCCAGAUCGAACGAUUCACGAAGACAGGCAUCAAAUUCGAGAACGGCUCCGAACUCGAAGCUGACGUCGUCCUGUUCGCGACAGGUUUCGACGGUGCGACGGGUGUUAUCAAGCGUAUCUGCGGCGACGAGCUCGCGAGCAGAGUGGGGACGAUCUGGAACGUGAACGAGGAGGGCGAGCAGAACGGCGCUUGGCGCUGGCUCGGCGUCCCCAAUCUCUGGUUCAUGACCGGCAAUCUCGCUAUGUGUCGUUACCACUCCAAGCAUCUCGCUCUCCAAAUCAAAGCAAUCCAGGAAGGAGUGUAUGGUAAACGCUAUACGUCGUGAUGGUCGGUUUCUUGUCGGGCCUAGAGACAUUGGUCGUAGAGGCGCUAGAAGAGAACAUAUGUACUAUAUGUAUGUAGCAUGAUGUAUACUAUGAUACGGCGAUCUAUCCUAUCCGCUCCACACAACUGUGAGACGGCGUCACAUUGCUCCCAUAUUCGUCGCUCCGAAUGGUAUCCACGAGUCCGUCUGCGAACCGCUCGUUGUCUCACG